UAUGCGGCAACGUUUUAUUGGCCAAGAGGAGAAUUUACUGCCCUCAACACUUGUAUCUUUGGCAAGCAUGUCAGUGCAUGCGGCUGGACUUGUGGCCGUGGGGGUCUUUUAUGUGGUUAUCCUGCUAACUGGGAUCUUGGCCUUGCGCAAAUCAAAGGAAGUGGAGAAGAAAUGCAUUGGAAAAAAGAGCGAAGUCGCCAUCGUCGGGGGACGCGAUAUGAUCGUCGUGAUUGGCGUCUUUACCAUGACAGCCACAUGGGUUGGUGGAGGUUACAUAAUGGGUACUGCCGAGGCGGUUUACUCUCCAGCUCAAGGUCUCAUCUGGGCUUUCGGUCCUGUUUCGUAUUUUUUGAAUUUUCUUAUUGCAGGAUUGUUUUUUGCCAAACCGAUGAGGUCCAAACACUACGUGACCAUGUUGGACCCAUUUCAGCACCGCUAUGGCCAAUUUUUCACGACAGCAAUAUUACUUCCUGCUCUGUUCAGUGAUAUUUUGUGGGUGGCCUGCAUCCUUGCUGCCCUUGGGGGCACGAUGAGCAUCAUCCUUGAUAUAUCAGCGACAAUCUCAAUCCCGAUCUCCGCGGCUGUCUCCAUCAGCUACACUGUUUUAGGAGGCCUCUACGCAGUUGCGUACACUGAUGUCAUCCAACUGUCCUUCAUAUUUGUCAGUCUGUGGCUCUCUAUUCCUUUUAUGUUUCUCAGUCCUGCGGUGACUGAUCCCUCACAAACGACUAAUUUCAACCAGUCAAACAGCUUUCCCUGGGUAGGAGAGGUCAAGCUGGAGGAUGCAGGAAAGUGGACCGAUGACUUUUUCGUGCUGGCUUUAGGAGGACUGGCUUGUCAGGCUCUAUUCCAGAGGAUUCUUGCAGCAUCCUCCUCGGCCCAGGCUCAGGUCACGUGCUUUGCUGCUGGUGGCUUUGCUUUUAUUAUGGGAAUCCCCUCAGUGAUCAUUGGCGCUGUAGCUGCUUCUGCAGACUGGAACCAGACAGGUUAUGGAUUACCGCCACCUUAUGAGCGUGGAGAAGCAGGGAAUAUCCUGCCAUUGGCUCUGUCCUACAUCGCACCCACCUGGGUGUCAGUGUUGGGCAUUGGCGCGCUAGCAGCAGCAGUUAUGUCCUCCAUGGACUCAGCAUUGCUGUCUUCAGGGUCCAUGUUCACCCAAAACAUAUACAAAACAACCUUGAGAAAGCAGGCAUCAGAAAGAGAGCUGAAGUGGGUGAUCAGGAUUAGUGUGCUCCUGGUGGGCCUGGCUGGAACCUGUCUGGCCUUUAACAAGAGCAGCAUCCUUUCUCUUUGGGUAUUAGCUAACGACACACUCUACUGUGUUAUUGCCCCGCAGCUGACCUGUGCGGUGCAUCUCCGCUCUGGCAAUUGCUACGGUGCCAUCAGUGGCUACGUGAUAGCUCUGCUGCUGCGCGUCCUGAGUGGAGAGCCAGCACUCGGGAUUCCUCCUGUGCUGCUCUUCCCGGGCUGGAGGGAGGAGGAUGGCGUCAUCACGCAGUACUUCCCCUUCAGGACAUUGAUUGUGUUCAUUUCUCUGGCAGUCGUCGUCUUCAUGUCUUGGCUCUUCCAACUGGCCUUCUCUCGACAGCUCAUUCCUCAGUCCUGGGAUGUGUUUGAUGCAUUCAAAAAGAAAGUGGAAGCAAUAGAAGAGGAGAGGACAACAAUACCAAUCUCCAAAGACGAAAAGAAUUCUGUCUUUAAUUCAGGUUAUAGACUCUGCCAAACCUGAGUUUUUGCAUAUUCAUGUGCACCUUCGUACUUAUUUUAUAUACUGUCCAUUCUUCUACAAAGUAUUACAUAUUGGAGUGAAUGGGAACCCCUGAUCUUUGGGCUUAAACACAAAAUAUCAGGGCAACUUGUCUUAAUGUUGACGUCCCCAUUCAACCCACAGCCUUUUUCAUUCACACACAGUUCUCGAGACUUUCAAUUCGAACUGAUCCAUUGUCCACUUGAUGUGAUUGAUAUAUUAGUGUAGUAUGUAGUGCGGUACUUUCAAGUAUCAAGUACAACUUUAUUGUCAAAUGUGCUGUAUGUGGAACAUACA
Hippocampus comes (tiger tail seahorse) is the source of this 2044-nucleotide messenger RNA. Its product is annotated as high affinity choline transporter 1-like. Lineage: Eukaryota; Metazoa; Chordata; Actinopteri; Syngnathiformes; Syngnathidae. Gene Ontology annotation, cellular component: plasma membrane. Gene Ontology annotation, molecular function: choline:sodium symporter activity. The transcript is spliced from 9 exons. The record is from RefSeq and is a predicted model, not a curated record. The coding region runs from base 2 to 1729 and encodes 575 amino acids. Gene Ontology annotation, biological process: transmembrane transport; choline transport; acetylcholine biosynthetic process.